AAGAGUCUGAACAGCACAUGACCCCUUGCAGGUCAUCCAUGUGCUGCGGGGAUGGAGGGAGCCUCGGUGGAGCCUUUCCACAGGGUCACACCCCUGCUGGAGAGCUGGGCGCUGUCACGGGUGGCAGGCAUGCCCGUCUUCCUCAAAUACGAGAAUGUGCAGCCAGCUGGUUCCUUUAAGAUCCGGGGCAUCGGACACUUCUGCCAGCAGAUGGCUAGGAGGGGAUGCAGACACCUGGUUUGCUCCUCAGGGGGCAACGCAGGCAUCGCAGCCGCCUACUCAGCUCAGAAGCUGGGCAUUCCUGUCACCAUUGUGCUCCCACAGAACGCAUCCGUGCAGGUGGUGAGGCGGCUGGAGGGGGAAGGGGCCGAGGUCCAGCUGAUUGGGAAGGUCUGGGAUGAAGCCAACGUGAGGGCACAAGAACUAGCCACAAGGGACGGCUGGGUGAACGUCUCCCCGUUUGACCAUCCCCUGAUCUGGGAAGGCCACGCCAGCCUAGUGAGGGAGCUGAAGGAGUCCCUGGGGACCCCACCGGGUGCCGUGGUGCUGGCUGUGGGGGGCGGAGGGCUCCUAGCAGGCGUGACUGCUGGUCUGCUGGAGGUAGGCUGGCAGCAUGUGCCCAUCGUUGCCAUGGAGACCCGCGGGGCGCACAGUUUCAACGCAGCUUUGCAGGCAGGCAGGCUGGUCACACUGCCAGACAUCACCAGUGUAGCUAGGAGCCUGGGAGCCAAGACAGUGGCUGCACGGACCUUGGAGUGUGCAAAGGAGUGUGAGAUCCUCUCUGUGGUGGUAGAAGACCGGGAGGCCGUGGGAGCUGUGCAGAAGUUUCUGGAUGAUGAGCGCAUGCUGGUGGAGCCUGCCUGCGGUGCUGCCCUGGCUGCUGUAUACUCAGGCGUCCUAGGGAGGCUCCAAGCUGAGGGCCGCCUGAGCCCCGCCCUGGCUUCCGUUGUGGUCCUUGUGUGUGGUGGCAACAACAUCAGCAGCCAGCAGCUGCAGGAGCUGAAAACCCAGGUGGGCUGCAGCUGAUGAUUCCCAGGGACCCCAGAGAUUCCUGGGGACAUCUUCAUGGCCGCUGAAGGAGCCUCGGUUCCAGUGGUCCUGCCCUUUUCCUUCAGGUAGCCCUCCUGCCUUACUCUCCGCAGUUCCCUCCAGCCCAAUGAAUAAAUCUGCCUGA
Acomys russatus (golden spiny mouse) is the source of this 1174-nucleotide messenger RNA. It is a transcript of the gene Sdsl, whose product is annotated as serine dehydratase like. Gene Ontology annotation, biological process: L-threonine catabolic process; L-serine catabolic process. The transcript has 7 exons. The record is from RefSeq and is a predicted model, not a curated record. NCBI's taxonomy places the organism in Eukaryota, Metazoa, Chordata, Mammalia, Rodentia, Muridae. Gene Ontology annotation, molecular function: L-serine ammonia-lyase activity; threonine deaminase activity. Bases 52 to 1026 code for a protein of 324 amino acids.